GCUUCGAUCUUCUACGAACAUGUCGGCGGCCGUGAACGAUCCACCCAGAUCUGGUUCGCUUCACGACCAGGUCGCAAUCGAAGACCUGAAAGAGAAGAAUGUCUUCCAUUCUGAAGUCCUGGUCGACAAAGACCUCAUGAUCAAUGCCUUCGAAGGAGAGAAUCGCGAGCACGAGAUGGGUGUUUGGGAGGCCACGAAGAAACACCCAAUGGCAUGCAUUUGGGCAUUCAUAAUGUGCUUUACAAUUGUCAUGGAGAGUUUCGACAUGUUCCUGAAUGGAAACUUCGUCGCCCUUCCAAGGUUCAAGUCAAAGUAUGGCGUUUUGCACAACGGCGAGUGGACAAUUCCGACCAAGUGGCAGAGCUCACUUUUUCAAGCCGGUCAGUGUGGUGCAUUCGUCGGCGUAUUCCUUGCAGGUCCGAUCACGAAUCGGUUGGGCUAUCGCUGGGUGACCAUUCUGGCAUUGAUAUUGAUGAACGCCACGAUCUUCAUCUCCUUCUUUGCCGAUUCGCUCGAAGUGCUAGUCAUCGGCCAAGCAUUCGAAGGCGUUCCUUGGGGUUUCUUCAUCGCCAACUCGCCAGCUUAUGCUUCCGAAAUCGUACCGAUUGCCCUGAGAGGCGCUUGCACCGCGACGCUGCAGAUGUCAUGGUCCAUUGGUGGCAUUAUCGUUGCUGCAGUGUGCUACGCAUUCAAUCAGCGAAAUGAUCAGUGGGCGUGGCGCGUGCCUCUUGCUUUGCAAUGGAUCUUUCCGACUCCGCUUUUGAUUCUCAUUUUCCUCGCUCCUGAGUCGCCAUGGUGGCUUAUUCGUAAAGGAAGGAAAGAGCAAGCUCUGAAGUCCAUCAAGCGACUUGGUAGCAAGACUGAGGCCGAGGCGCAAGAAAAGCUCGCCAUGAUGGAGCGCACCGUUGAGAUUGAAGCGCAAAUGGGCGGCACUCCUACCCUCCUCGACUUGAUCAAGGGCACUGACUUGCGCCGAACGAUUAUUACUUGCUUGGUGUACGCCUCGCAGAACUUCGCCGGUAAUCUCAUUGCUAACCAGGCAACCUUCUUCUUCGAGCAAGCUGGAAUGUCUACCGACUUCUCUUUCCAACUCAACUUGAUCAACUCAUGUCUUGGGUUAGUCGCCAACAUCGGAUCUUGGUUCCUGACCUCUUGGUUCGGUCGCCGAACCAUUUACCUAUGGGGAACAGCGUUUAACUUCACGUUUCUCAUCAUCCUUGGUAUCUGCGCUUCAAUCCAGCAGAACAGUGGUACCAAUUAUGCUCAGGCCGUGCUUGGAAUCAUUAUUUCAUUCGUGUAUGCAGGAACACUCGGUCCCAUCAGUUACGCCAUCAUUGCCGAGACGUCCUCGGUACGUCUUCGCGCUCUGAGCACCGGCGUCGGUCGUGGUGCAUACUACGUCGCAGAGAUCCCAAUGAUAUACCUGGCCUCGCAAAUGCUCAAUCCCACCGGAUGGAAUCUGGCUGGCAAGUGUGGAUAUGUGUGGGGAGGCACAGCUCUCGUUUGCUGGGUACUCGCAUACUUCUUCUUGCCCGAGCUCAAGCAUCGCUCAUAUCGUGAGCUUGACAUCCUGUUCCACCGCAGGGUGCCAGCCAGGAAAUUCAAGACCACUGUCAUCGAUGUCAAGGACAACGACUAGAAGUCUGAAAGCAGCAGAUGGCUGGCUGAGGUCCAUCUGGGCGUCAUCUCAUGUAAUCUCGGAAGCUUCGGUUGUGAGACGAAGAGCAGACUGGCAAAAUAGUCUAGCAGAAUGGCAUCGUUUCCGUUCGCG
Pseudocercospora fijiensis CIRAD86 is the source of this 1771-nucleotide messenger RNA. RefSeq lists its product as uncharacterized. Gene Ontology annotation, cellular component: membrane. The record is from RefSeq and is a predicted model, not a curated record. The coding region runs from base 20 to 1639 and encodes 539 amino acids. Gene Ontology annotation, molecular function: carbohydrate:proton symporter activity. The transcript is spliced from 4 exons. NCBI's taxonomy places the organism in Eukaryota, Fungi, Ascomycota, Dothideomycetes, Mycosphaerellales, Mycosphaerellaceae. Gene Ontology annotation, biological process: transmembrane transport; carbohydrate transport.